Messenger RNA from Grus americana (Whooping crane), 4380 nucleotides. It is a transcript of the gene SLC9A5, whose product is annotated as solute carrier family 9 member A5. Gene Ontology annotation, cellular component: membrane. Gene Ontology annotation, molecular function: sodium:proton antiporter activity. Gene Ontology annotation, biological process: sodium ion transport; proton transmembrane transport; regulation of pH. The coding region runs from base 82 to 2709 and encodes 875 amino acids. The transcript has 16 exons. The record is from RefSeq and is a predicted model, not a curated record. Lineage: Eukaryota; Metazoa; Chordata; Aves; Gruiformes; Gruidae.
GCGGCCCCACGUGCGCGUGACGCGGGCGGGGGCCGGUAGCGCGGCGGAGCGGCGGGGAGCGGCGGGGAGCGGCGCGGGGCCAUGCAGCCCCCGGCGGCCUCCCCCGGCCCCGCCGCCCCGGCGGGCGCCGAGCUGCUGCGGUGGCAGUGGCGGGAGGUGCAGGCGCCCUGCCUGGUGGCCGCCUGGAUCCUGGUGGCCAGCCUGGCCAAGAUCGUUUUCCACCUGUCAAGGAAGGUGACAUCCAUCGUCCCGGAGAGCUGCCUCCUCAUCCUGCUGGGGCUGGGCCUGGGGGGCAUCGUGUUGGCCGUGGCGAAGAAAGCCGAGUACCAGCUGGAGCCCAACAUGUUCUUCCUGUUCCUUCUGCCCCCCAUUGUCCUAGACUCGGGCUACUUCAUGCCCAGCCGGUUGUUCUUCGACAACAUCGGUGCCAUCCUCACCUACGCGGUGGUGGGCACGCUCUGGAACUCCUUCACCACCGGCACUGCGCUCUGGGGACUGCACCGCGCCGGGCUCAUGGAUCCGGGCAUCGAAGCUGGGCUGAUGGAUUUCCUGCUCUUCGGCAGCCUCAUCUCAGCUGUGGACCCUGUGGCGGUGCUGGCGGUUUUUGAAGAGGUCCAUGUAAACGAGACCCUCUUCAUCAUUGUGUUCGGCGAGUCUCUCCUCAACGAUGCUGUCACCGUGGUGCUGUACAAGGUCUUCAACUCUUUUGUGGAGCUGGGCCCAGCACACAUCCAUGCCACGGACUACAUGAAGGGGGUAGCCUCCUUCUUCCUGGUGAGCCUGGGGGGCACGGCCGUGGGGCUGCUCUUCGCCUUCCUCCUGGCCCUCAUCACGCGGUUCACCAAGCGGGUGCGCAUCAUCGAGCCGCUCUUUGUCUUCCUCCUGGCCUACAUCGCGUACCUUGCUGCUGAGAUGGUCUCUCUCUCCUCCAUCCUGGCAGUCACCUUCUGUGGAAUCUGCUGCAAGAAGUAUGUGGAAGCCAACAUCUCCCAGAAAUCCCGCACCACAGUCAAGUACACCAUGAAGACACUGGCCAGCAGCUCAGAGACCAUCAUCUUCAUGUUUCUGGGCAUCUCAGCUGUGGACACCUCCAAGUGGGCAUGGGACACAGCGCUGGUGCUGGGCACCCUGUUCUUCAUCCUGCUCUUCAGAGCUGUGGGUGUUGUCCUCCAGACCUGCGUGCUCAACCGCUUCCGCCUCAUCCCCCUGGACAGGAUCGACCAGGUGGUCAUGUCGUAUGGUGGCCUCCGCGGAGCCGUGGCCUUUGCCCUGGUCAUCCUGCUGGACAGGGCAAAGGUGAAAGCCAAGGACUACUUUGUGGCAACGACCAUCGUGGUGGUGUUCUUCACUGUCAUUGUGCAGGGCCUCACCAUCAAACCCCUGGUGACGUGGCUGAAGGUGAAGCGCAGCGACCACCACAAGCCCACGCUGAAUGAGGAGCUGCAUGAGCACGCCUUUGACCACAUCCUGGCAGCGGUGGAGGACAUCGUGGGACACCACGGCUACCAUUACUGGCGGGACAAGUGGGAACAGUUCGACAAGAAGUACCUGAGCCAGCUCCUGAUGCGGAAAUCUGCCUACAGGCUGCGGGACGAGAUCUGGGACGUUUACUACAAGCUGAACAUCCGUGAUGCUAUCAGCUUCGUCGACCAGGGUGGCCAUGUGCUCUCGGCUGCCAAGCUGGCGCUGCCCUCCAUGCCCAGCCGCACGUCCAUGUCGGAGUCGUCAGUCACAAACCUCCUGAGGGAGAGCGGGAGCGGCGCGUGCCUGGACCUGCAGGUGAUCGACACGGUACGGAGCCGCCGAGACAAGGAGGACGCCGCCAUGCACCACGUGCUGCGAGGGAGCCUCUACAAGCCCCGCCGGCGGUACAAGGCCAGCUACAGCCGUCACUUCAUCUCUCCAGAUAAACAAGAGCGCCAAGAUAAAGAAAUCUUCCGGCAGAACAUGAAGAGGCGGCUGGAGACCUUCAAGUCCACAAAGCACAAUGUCUGCUCCUCCAAGAGCAAGGCCAGGCUGAAGGAAAAGGGCAGGAAAAAGAAGAACAUCUCUCUGCCCAGCGACGCACCCAAUGGGAAGACGCACAGACACGUCCCCUGGCAGGAGGCAGCUCCUGUCCUGGUGAUGGUCAGCUCAGAGGAGGAGGAGAGCGAUAGCUCGGAGACAGAGAGAGAGGAUGAUGAAGGGAUUGUAUUCAUCGCUCGAGCCACCGAUGAGGUUCUGCAGGGAAAGACAACUCCUGGCAGCCUGGAUGUCUGCCCCAGCCCCUGCAUCAUCCCACCAUCGCCCACCCUGGCAGAGAAGGAGCUGCCGUGGAAAGGAGACCAGGCUGAUCUGGCUGUUUACGUCUCCUCGGAGACCACCAAAAUCGUGCCGGUGGAUAUGCAGAAGGCGUGGAACCAAAGCAUCUCCUCUCUGGAGAGCAUCGCUUCCCCCCCAGGCAUCGAGAGCGGACCUCAGCACAGAAGAUUCGCCUGCCCUGUGCUGGAGGAGCAACCCCAGUCUGCGAGCCAGGCGAUGCCAGAGCAGAGCUCCUGCUUCCAGUUUCCCAGCCACGUCUCUAAGAGCGGCAGGUCGCAGAGCGACAGCAGCCCGGAUGGCGCUGAGCAGCAGGAGCUGCAGCCUUUGAUGGCCACGGAGGAGCAGGGCAGGAUGCUGCCUGCUGCGGAGCCCAGGUGGCUGAUGUUCAACAGAGCGAGCCACCUCUGAGGCGCACUGCGGACGGGGAAGGGGCUGGGGGCUGCGGACGGGCUGCGACCCACUGAGCGCUCUGCUGUCUUGCGUUGUAAAGCUUGUGUGUGUCUCCAUAAACUCCAGGAGUGGCAGGAGAGCCCAGUACUCCUCCUGGAGCUGCACUCCAGGGUGGGCUUUGCCCGUGCACCUACUGAUGCCAAACUGGUCAAUAACUGGGCUUCAUGGAACAGCAGGUACCGACCCCCGUCCACCCAGGGAGGCACAGACCCCAAACCUCUUUCUUCCUCUCUGGUCCCUGCACAUCUUCACAGCACUGGGAGGCCAGAGAUGUUCCUCCCGGGGCUGGGAUCCCAGACGGACUCGAUCCCGUCAUGGCUGUGCCGCCCUGAGGUGUGUGGGUGCUGGCUAACGUGCCGUGGCUGCUCGCGAGUGUGGGAGCACGAGCUGAUCUCCAGCCUGGCUGUGGGUAGGAGACCUCCGGGGAGAGGGCCGGGAGCGGCGGCCGGUGCACGAGAACCCAUCCGCACGCAGCGACCAAGCCAUUGACUUCAAGGUGGCAUCAGCGCUGGUUCCUCGCGGCAUGCACGGAGCUCAGCCAGGAGGCCGGAGAUGGGCUCCUUGCCACGGCAGCUCUGCGUUCCCCGAGUUAUGGAGGUACCGCAGGGGCGAGGCCGUGACUUUCUCAGGACUGGGAGCAGCGCUCCUGGGGUUUGGCUCCACUAGGAGCCGGACUAGCAAACCUGUACGCACAGGGACUCUUCCAGCACCCAACCUGCUGUACCAACCUCACGCCUGUUGUCUGGAUGUGCUCCCAAUAGCUGCGGUGUUCAGCUUCCUGGCUUUGCUAGGAGGCAGCUACCCUGCACAGCAUCCUCAGCAUUCAUCCUGCCCACGUCCCGGUCCCUCCAGUUGACUGGGGCCCAUCAGCUGGGAGGGCUGGUCAUGGUGCGAGGAGCGGAGCGAGCAGCAGGUAUGAAUGUACAUCAGGAACAGGGAUGAUGGGUGAGAGCUGAGUGCAUCUUCAGAGGUCCUCCCCCCCCCCCCAUCUGCCUCCCAGCCACCCCUGGUCCCUCCUGAGAGGGUGGUGGGACCCGGGGGCAAUGGCCCACACAGCGAAUUAUUCCUCCUGUGACCCCAAAGUCCAAGAAUCGCUCCCCAAGAACUGCUCAGCAUGCAGAAUCUCAGCACGACCGCUGGGCACCAGCAAGGCGGGAGGGUUGGGGAUGCUCCUUUUUGGGCAGAAUGGGGCCUUGGGCUGUGAAUGCCCCAGAGCAGGUUAAUAACCGCCUGCUCCAGCUACGUGGGUGUCCUGAGACAGCAGGCAUCGAGGGGACACGUAGAUGCACUGGGUGAGCGAGCCCAACGUGGGCCAAACGAGCUGGCGGUGCCCCCCCCCGUACUGUUAGCAAGGCUCAGCAAAAGCCCUUCUGCUCUGUACCUGUCCCACCAGAUGAGCAUGAGGUUUUUAAAAGGUUUUUAUAUAGUUUUGCAUUUCUGGUAUGCCUUAUUCUGGUUUUGAUUUCUGAUAUUGGGCCAUACUAAAUCUCUAGCUGGGUCAGUGUUUUCUGUAGCCACGGGCACCACAAAUGACUCAAGACUUAGCAUCUUAUUUGCAAGAAUAUUGUUUUAAUGUGAAAAUAUAUGCAGAGUAUUUUGUAAUGUUCAAUAAAUCGGAGUUGGAGCAGG